Cucurbita moschata (crookneck pumpkin) is the source of this 783-nucleotide messenger RNA. Its product is annotated as protein PROTON GRADIENT REGULATION 5, chloroplastic-like. NCBI's taxonomy places the organism in Eukaryota, Viridiplantae, Streptophyta, Magnoliopsida, Cucurbitales, Cucurbitaceae. The transcript is spliced from 2 exons. The record is from RefSeq and is a predicted model, not a curated record. Bases 327 to 710 code for a protein of 127 amino acids. Gene Ontology annotation, molecular function: electron transfer activity. Gene Ontology annotation, cellular component: chloroplast. Gene Ontology annotation, biological process: response to high light intensity; photosynthetic electron transport in photosystem I.
AUGCCGCCUGUAAUGAAUAUGGUUGAUAGAAAGUAGACAGAUGGAAGCAAGCAGGAAAAGGGGCCAAUUGCAGUGUGGAUUCUGAUAAUGUUCCAAACCAAUAGGGACCAUCAGUCAUCUAAACCAAAAUCCACGCCAUCAGUUUGUGUGGCUCCAAAAAUGACUCCUCACCUCUCUCCCUUUCAAAACUAUCCAUUUUCACAAAGCAUACAAAACCCAUCAUCACAUCUAUGCUUCCAUUACAAGUUCCAGCAUGUUGGUAAAGACCCUUCCAGCCAUCACGGAAGCCAUCUAGAAGAACAGCUCUCUGAUCUUCCACCCUUUUCAUGGCAACUUCAGUUUCUGUAGCUGGGUUUCAUAAGCCUCUUUACUCCACCUUCCAUGGAGGAUGGGGGACUUCAAUUUGCGGCCACAACAGCACCGUGCUGAUCAAGUCAGUCCCGGAAGCCGUUCGAGUCGCAAAGCCUGUAAGAUUCCGGCCAGUGAUGAAGAAUAUUAAUGAAGGGAAAGGACUAUUUGCACCUGUGGUUGUUCUUGCCCGAAAUAUUAUAGGAAAGAAACGUUUCAAUCAGUUGAGAGGCAAGGCCAUUGCCCUGCACUCCCAGGUAAUUACUGAGUUCUGCAAAUCUAUAGGAGCUGAUGCAAAGCAAAGGCAGGGAUUGAUUAGGUUAGCCAAGAAGAAUGGAGAAAGAUUAGGAUUCCUUGCUUGAUCUCAUCAAUCUGUUCCCUUGAUCAUCAUAUAUAAAUCAUAGAUCUCUCUACUUUCUGCUGUCUUUUAUACUA